Messenger RNA from Eruca vesicaria subsp. sativa (arugula), 1490 nucleotides. The record is from the annotation of a GenBank genome assembly. Lineage: Eukaryota; Viridiplantae; Streptophyta; Magnoliopsida; Brassicales; Brassicaceae.
GAAAAAACAAAAACAAAUUGGACGCGAAGUGGGAGAAGCAAGUGGAAACUAAUUAUUACCAAAAGUCCUUUACGACCAUAAAUUUCUUGUUAUUGUCGUGGCGGCUGGAAUAUAAAAACGGACAACGCCGUUUCCCCUUCUGUCUUCUCAACAGAGAGAAAGAGAUGGAGAAUCACACGACGCCGCAAGACUCGACCAUGCAAGUUUCAUCUCUUAAUUGCAUCGAUCUUGCCAACGAUGAUCUUCACCGUUCCGUUGUUUCCCUUAAACAGGCAUGUUUGGAUUGUGGAUUUUUCUAUGUGAUCAAUCACGGCAUAAACGAGGAGUUAAUGGAGGAUGUUUUCGAGCAGAGCAAGAAGUUUUUCGCUCUUCCUUUGGAGGAGAAGAUGAAAGUUCUGAGAAACGAAAAGCAUAGAGGCUACACACCUGUUCUUGAUGAAAUCUUAGAUCCUGAGAAUCAAGUUAAUGGAGAUCAUAAAGAGGGUUAUUACAUUGGAAUCGAAGUUCCCAAAGAUGAUCCUGAUUAUGAUAAACCAUUCUAUGGCCCUAAUCCUUGGCCUAAUUCUGAUGUAUUGCCCCAGUGGCGAGAGACCAUGGAGAAAUAUCAUCAAGAAGCAUUGAGGGUGUCUAGGGAUAUUGGAAGAUUAUUGGCGUUAGCACUUGAUUUGGAUGCGAAUUACUUUGAUACCCCGGAGAUGCUUGGAAAGCCUAUUGCAACUAUGCGAUUGCUGCAUUACCAAGGGGUUUCUGAUCCUUCGAGAGGAAUAUAUGCUUGUGGAGCACAUUCAGAUUACGGAAUGAUGACUCUGUUAGCCACUGAUGGUGUAAUGGGCCUCCAGAUAUGCAAAGAUAAGAACGCCAAGCCUCAGAAAUGGGAAUAUGUACCGGCGUUUAAAGGAGCAUAUAUUGUGAAUCUUGGCGAUAUGCUGGAACGUUGGAGCAAUGGAUUUUUCAAAUCCACGUUACAUCGGGUUCUUGGGAACGGUCAGGAACGAUAUUCUGUAAGGCUCUUACUUAUCCACAUUUGUCUGAUCUUUACAAUCUUUGUGGACGUUAUGGCUAUUGACUUUGCAUCCUAUGUUUUCCGAACGCAGAUUCCAUUUUUCGUCGAACCAAAUCAUGAAUGUCUUGUGGAGUGUCUCCCAACCUGCAAGUCGGAAAGCAACGUUCCCAAAUAUCCAGCGAUCAAAUGUUCGACAUACCUCACGCAACGUUACAAGGAAACACAUGCAGAGUUAAGCAUUUACAAUCACGAAAUGUGAAUGCUCUUUCCGAUCAACACUAAAAGGGAGAGUACGAAAAGUAAAUUGAUUGUAUGUCUUUAGAUAUAUAAGCUCAAAGCGAAGCUUCGAAACUUGUUGUAACAUAAGAUAAAAGUUUUUUUGUACGGGACGCCUUCCCACAUGGACACCUGCUUAUACCUUGUUUCAACCCUUUUAUCCGUAUGAAAUGGAGAAUCAUUUUGUCUAUUAGUUUUUAAUGAACAUUAC